Myiozetetes cayanensis is the source of this 1234-nucleotide messenger RNA. Its product is annotated as reticulon-3-like. The record is from RefSeq and is a predicted model, not a curated record. Lineage: Eukaryota; Metazoa; Chordata; Aves; Passeriformes; Tyrannidae.
GAGCCCGGCCUGGCCGUGCCGGAGCUGCUCCCGGAGCCGCUGCCGGAGCUGCUCCCGGUGCCCGCCAUGGCGCCGGUGCUGCCGUGAUGCGCCGCGGGGCCGCUCCGGGCGCGGCGGGGCCGGCGGACACCGCGAGCCCCAUGCGGGGGCCGCCGCCAUGGGGCAGGUCCUGGGCUUCGCCCACUGCAAAGAGGCUCCAUCGACGGCCUCCACCACGCCGGACUCCACGGAGGGUGGCAACGAGGACUCGGAGUUCCCGAGCUGGCGCCGCCGGAGCCCCCGAGGAGGAGGAGGAGGAUGAGGACGAAGCCGGGGGCGGCGGCGGCGGCGGAGUCACCUCGGGGACCCCCGGGAACUCACCUUCUCCUACAUCGCCUUCAGGGCAGGGGACCCCAAACCGAGCCGGGCCCCCCGCUGCCGCCGAGACCCCUGCCGGGGCCGCGCCCCCGCCUGAGCUCGGGGGUCCCCGGGGCCGGACCCCCGCGCGGCCGCCAGAGCCCCCGAAACGCCCCGAGGAGCCCCGGCCACCCCGGGGCGGCUGGGGAGGGGGUCCUGCCGGAGUUGGGGGCCCGAGGAUGGGGAGACCCCGCCCAGCCUGGCCCUCCCACCUCUGCCUGCCCCCGCGACCCCGGAGCCCCCCGCCCUCGGCCCCGCCCCCGGCGCCCCGGACCAAUCAGCGAGCGCGGCGAGGCGCUGACGGGCAGGUGUGGCAGCUGCUGUCCUGGCGGGCGCCGGCGCGCUCGGCGCUGGCGUUACUGGUGUCACUGGUGUCACUGGGGUGCCUGUCCCGCUUCAGCGCCGUCUCGGUGGGCGCCUACGGGGCCCUGGGGGUGCUGGGGGUCACCGUCCCCCUCCGCCUGCGCCGCCUGGCCCUGCGGCUGCUGCGCCCACCGCCCCCGGAGCCCCCCCCGCGUGUCCCCCCUGUCCCUGUGGGCUGUCCCUGGCCCCUCACCCCCGAGCAGCAGCAGCGCUGGGCGAGGGUCCUGGCCCGUCACGGCGCCGCCGCCGCCCAGACCCUGACCCGGCUCUUCCUCGUGCACAGCGUCCCCCAGUCCCUCAAGUUCGCCUUCCUGUUGUACCUGCUGACCUACGUGGGGGCCGCCUUCAACGGGACCACCCUGCUUGGAGCGGGUGUGAUCUGUGCAUUCACCUUCCCCGUGCUCCACCGGCGCCACCAGGCCCAGAUCGAGCAGUUCCUGACUGGGAGGAGCCACCUGAGCCACCUCCGAGCCAG